Serendipita indica DSM 11827 is the source of this 723-nucleotide messenger RNA. The record is from the annotation of a GenBank genome assembly. NCBI's taxonomy places the organism in Eukaryota, Fungi, Basidiomycota, Agaricomycetes, Sebacinales, Serendipitaceae.
AUGCCUGGUAGAGCGUCGCGCACGGCUUCGAAUCUCGAACGUGCCGUCGCUAUCCAGUCACUCGCCCGAUAUCUCGCGACCCGAUGCGUCGCCGCACUGGAACACCAGAGCGUUCAGUGGCCCGAAAUGAAUGAGCAGACGAGCUUUGCCGGGACACAUGACAUCGCGCCGCUGCUCAGCUUGCCAAGUCUGCGGAUCCUCAGGGGCAUGAAAAAGGUCACGUCCGCACCAAACCUUCAACUGGAGCUCGAAUGCUUCAGAAUAACCUUUCGUUUCCCCUAUUUCAUUCGACCAAACGUCCGGCCGUUCUUCUUCUACCUCCCAGCCAUUUGGCGGAUCGACGGUGAACUGGGUCGCUUCACACACGAGUCUUUGGAGUCUGAGCUGAGGAGCUGGAUUUGUGGGAUGAGUCUACUCCAUCCUCUUAUGGUCGAAUGCGCCACAGCCAUGCAUCGUAAUAUGGUCCGUCUCAUCCGCGAACUCGAUCCAGGUAUCCUCCGCUUCCAUUUCCUACCUUCCUCUGGCCCAGGUGACAGAGCGCAUCGCCGCGUCUCUUAUGGCAGCAUCUUAUGGACCGUCGUAGAUGCGGAAUAUAUGAAGAUCACCCUUGAGACAGUAGAAGGAUAUCAGGCGGACAUGAUUUUGUCUCGUUCCGUCCAGUACGACCCGGAGAUGAUUCGGCGUUGCUUUCUCCAACGCUAUCCACCUCGUUUCUUCACGUAA